Molecule: messenger RNA, 462 nt
Organism: Drosophila novamexicana
Lineage: Eukaryota; Metazoa; Arthropoda; Insecta; Diptera; Drosophilidae
Gene: EMC6
Product: ER membrane protein complex subunit 6
Exons: 2
Coding region: 68-409 (113 amino acids)
Biological process (GO): autophagosome assembly; protein folding in endoplasmic reticulum
Cellular component (GO): EMC complex; endoplasmic reticulum; membrane
Source: RefSeq, a predicted model, not a curated record
UUGUGACUGCCAGAAACACCAGCACAUAAUUGUAAUUUUGGUGUGCUGAAAGAAAAAAUUAAAUAGAAUGAACCGUGUGAAAACAAAACUUACAAAAACCGGCGAAAUUGUCGCGUACAGUGAGAGCGCCAUUCGUAACAACAUAUCUGCGGUCGAGUAUUGUCGCACCUCAAUGGCCGCAAUCUCGGGCUGCGCUGCUGGUAUAUUGGGACUGAGUGGAACACUUGGCUUCUUAUUUUACUUUUUGUCCGUUUUCGUGCUGUGGAUUCUGGUAUUGAUGAAGUCGGGCACCCAAUGGCGCAAGUAUUUCAUUAACCGGAAAAACCUAUUGACGAAUCAAUUCAUGGGCGGCCUUUGCACCUACGUGCUCUUUUGGACAUUCUUGUAUGGCAUGGUUCAUGUUUACUAACAAACAGUGCAUUUCAUCCAUGCAAAUAGACAAAUAAACAUAGCUUAAGGUUC